AUGAACUGGGAUCUUGCAAAUUUGGCUCAUGUGGACGAUGGCUUAGUUGGUAAAAGUAUUUUAAAAGUCUUUUUACCAAUUUUUCAGAAUGAUAUUGCACCGCUGAAACGAAUUUGUUAUAAGCAAGCGAGGCAUUCCAAAACUGGUGAUCUCUUAAAACUUCGAGACGCUGUGAGAGUUAAUUCCACAGAUGGCGAAGCAAAUUUUGGCGCAAUUGCUCGCCUAUUCAGUGAUGACAAUGGUAUACGAAUUUUGCCUCGUCUUUAA
This is a messenger RNA of Gongylonema pulchrum, 267 nucleotides long. The record is from the annotation of a GenBank genome assembly. Lineage: Eukaryota; Metazoa; Nematoda; Chromadorea; Rhabditida; Gongylonematidae.